Vitis riparia (riverbank grape) is the source of this 1323-nucleotide messenger RNA. Its product is annotated as shikimate kinase 3, chloroplastic-like. Lineage: Eukaryota; Viridiplantae; Streptophyta; Magnoliopsida; Vitales; Vitaceae. Gene Ontology annotation, cellular component: chloroplast. The record is from RefSeq and is a predicted model, not a curated record. Gene Ontology annotation, molecular function: shikimate kinase activity. Bases 182 to 1066 code for a protein of 294 amino acids. The transcript is spliced from 11 exons.
UCCAAAAAAAAGUUCCCUCCCCUUCCCUUCCUCUCUUUGCUAUCAUGCGCACCUGCUUCGCCUCUUCAGUUGUGCGCCGCAUCACCUUGAUGCUAUGGUAUGAGAGCGUGAAGGCUAGAAAAUCGAGAACUCUGUGAAAAUUCAUUUAUUCUGUGGAGAAAGCGCGUGAGGUUUUGCGAGAAUGCCGGCGUUGGAGUUUUUGACGUGGGUUGGAUCGGAGAAGAGCGGGAGGAGAUUGAACGACAUCGUAGGGUUAACGCAGAGAGGUCGGAGAGAUAAGUUGAUUAGUUUGCAAUGGAGAAGCUGUUCGAGUCGGCAGAGACGAGUGUCUUUGGGGAUUUCAUCUCACUACUGUAAGGAUUCUAAAGCUCCUGCUGUGGAAUCGGGAAAUUUCUAUGCUUGUUUUGAUGGGAAUUGGUUGUUACAGAAGAAAGGGCAGGAGGUUGCCUCAAAUUUAAAUGGGCGCUGCAUAUUUCUGGUUGGAAUGAUGGGAUCCGGGAAAACAACGGUGGGCAAGAUCUUGUCAGAAGCGCUGGGAUAUUCUUUUGUUGACAGUGACACUUUUGUGGAGAAGGCUGUAGGUGGAACAUCUGUGUCUCAGAUCUUUAAUCAGUGUGGUGAGAAAUUCUUCAGAGAUUAUGAGAGUGAGGCAUUGCGGAAGUUGGCUUCAAUUCCCAAGCAAGUUGUUGCCACAGGUGGUGGUGCAGUGGUCCGCCCAAUCAACUGGAAAUAUAUGAAGCAGGGAGUCUCUGUCUUCUUGGAUGUACCUUUGGACGCAUUGGCAAGGAGAAUUGCUGCUGUAGGAACUGAUUCUCGCCCUCUUCUGCAUUUUGAAUCAGGCGAUGCUUACACAAAGGCUUUUGUUGGACUAUUUACCCUUUCAAAAAAGAGAACUGAGGCCUAUGCCAAUGCUGAUGCUACAGUCUCUCUUCAGCAUAUUGCUGCGAGGUUGGGUCUUGAAGACAUAUCUGAUAUCACGCCUGCUGCUAUAGCAAUGGAGGUACUGGUACAAAUCGAGAACUAUCUACAAGGCAAAAAUGGCACGUCGAUCGGAAUGUUCCCUUAGCACCGUUUAUAGUAUUUUGGUUCUCCUGUCUCUGUGGUGACUAUGUGCCUUUUUUUCUAUUUUUUUUUUUUUUCAUUUUUAUGGAAGGAUUCAUUUUCCACUACCAAGUCCCAAAGUAAGAACCAAAAAAUUUAGAGGGAGGUUCUUCUGGUAAGACAAGGCAUAGAAUGUACAGAUGAAAUAAAGGUCUCAAAUCUCAAAUAUCCAUAUAUACACAUAUGAUAAUAUUGAUUAUUAUUUUUAUUUAGAAUUAUGCA